AUGCAGAACAAAGUCCUCGUCUUUGGGACUGUAGCAGAAGUACCCAUCAUAGAGCCGCUCUUUGUCUUCAGAUUGCGUAGACUUUGCCCAGAACCUUACACCGUAACGAGACGUAGCUGCGACCAUUGGAAGGUAAUCGGACACCAUGAUACUCUCGAUGACACCACCUUGUGCGUAGUAAUCCGAGCAGGCUGUCUCGUUAACAUUGAGACGACGUCGGUAUGCCGGUCUAGCAUCGUUGUUGUAACACCAAACGUCACUUGCGUCGAUAACUUUGUGGACAUUACCCACGAUGAUAGUUCUUGCAGAAAUUUACACCGACAUGACCACGGAUUCCCUCCGAGGGACAGAUCCACUAGACGGGUGUUGAGAGUCACUUGCCAGACCGGAAAGGUGACAAGACGGUUUCCGUUCAGCCGGAGAAUUUCUAGUGAUCUCAGUGGGAGCAGGGUGAGGUUACCUAUGAAGCCUAUUAAUUGCGUCCAUUGGAAUACGUCGGGGUAUGUCCUGGGUGCCAAGUCCGGAACAGUCGACGACAUUGGUAUUCCAAGUUUGGUCGUGAUAACACUUGCAAUCGGAUGGACAUGUCAUUUCACAAUCACAGGCGUCGAAAUCACAACAGUGACAGAGCGCAAAACAGUGGGCUUCGUAACGACAUAA
Messenger RNA from Cotesia congregata, 660 nucleotides. The record is from the annotation of a GenBank genome assembly. NCBI's taxonomy places the organism in Eukaryota, Metazoa, Arthropoda, Insecta, Hymenoptera, Braconidae.